This is a messenger RNA of Vitrella brassicaformis, 2257 nucleotides long. Lineage: Eukaryota; Vitrellaceae. The record is from the annotation of a GenBank genome assembly.
ACAUGCAGUACAGACGCAACACAGACAGACAGACGGAGGAGGAGGAGGAGGAGGAGGAAAAAAACCGACAAGACAGCAAAACGUCGUUGUCCCUCCGCCUGUCUGUCUGCCUGUCUGUUAAUUGGCACGCGAGCUGGCCAGACAUACGGCACACACCCAUCCCCCAACAAAACAAUGGUGUCGCACGGUACAGUGCAGCUCACAUAAAACAUGGAUGGCACCAACACAGAUAAAUAUGCAUGUCGACAGCCAGCUGAAAAAGAGAGGCUGGGCUGCAGUCUCCAGCCAGCCACAGAGUGACCUAAAUUGCACCCACCCGCCCCAGUUGACCCACUGAAUUAAACCCUCUCCUCCCCCCUCGCACAACCACCACAGCCACCGGACGCCUCUCUCAGUGCAGGUGCGGCAAUGUCGUCGAGCUGCUCUGCACCACCGCACGACGUCUUCACCCACACAAGAAGGAACGUCGCUGACCCGACCGCCCCCAGCACUGCCAGCAGGCCAAAUGCGACAGGAUAACUGAGCUUGUCGGCGAUGAGGCCGGCCACCGGCCCGCAAACAAGCCCGGCCACACCGAUGAUCAUGUGAAGGAAGCCAAGGGCGACUGGCAGGCGCUUUGUGCCGAACAGCUGGGCGACAACGCAGGGAGUCAGACAGAAGCGGGCGCCCGAAGCGAUGCCGAACACACAGGCGAAGAGGACCAGCUGCCAGAGGCCGCGGGCGACGGUGAGAAGGGCCACGUCGACGGCCAUCACGACUGUGCAGCAGAAGAAAGUGCCGAUCCGGCCGACCAGGUCAGCAACCUUGCCCAGAAUGAUCCGGCUGGCGGUCGAUGACGCUCCGAAUGCCGUUACCGUUAGCGCGGCUAGGUCAGACGAGAGGCCGUUCUCUGUGCCCCUGAACACAUGAAUGGAAAGAGCGCACACAAUGUCGGCAAGAAGUAAAUGACGGGUUGAUGUAUGUAUGUGUGUGUGUGUGUGUGUGUGCGUGUGGGCUGACCAGUUGGGCCAGUGGGGAAGGGUCCCGAGGUACGCGCACGCCCAACAGAAAUGGGCGACGGCCAGCAACAUGAGCCGAGAGUCGCGGAAGAGCGACCAAUCGAAGACAGACAGGGCCAUCCGACACGCCGGUUCCCGCUCUUUCGGCGUCGCAGCUGUUGUGCGUUGGCCAUGGCUUCCUGUCGACCCUUUACUGCCAUCGUCCUCAGAGGCCACACCCACCACCAGGUGGUCAUUCGUCUGCUCGUGCCGUGCGUCGCCUCCUUGUAACUGAGAGGACACCGGUCGAUCAUCGCCUCCUGGACGGCAGGGCUCUUUGGUUCGGCUCUCUUGCGACGGCCGCUCGAAGAAGACAGAGGCGAAGAGAAUCAUGCCAGAACAGAGCGCCGCUUGCACCCUAAAUGUAUUCCGCCACCCCAGGGUCACGAGGAGGGCAUCGAAGACAGGGGCUAGGGAGAGAGUGCCAAUGCCACUCCCUGACACCGCCAGACCUGGAAAUGGGUGCGGACAGCCACACAAGGGACAAGUGUACGUGCGCUUCCUCGCGUGCGCGGUUUGGACUCACCGGUGGCAAAGGCUCGGUUCUUGUCAAAGUGGAGGGCCAAUAUGGUGAUGGCCGACAUGAAUGACAGGCCAAAGCCGAGGCCACCAAUGACGCCAUACGUCAGAGAGAGCUGCCAUAGGUCAGUCAUGAAGGAGCUGGAAACCAGCCCAACGAGCACAAUCACUGCCCCAGCCUGAGCCAUCCUGCAUGCGCCAUCGCACCACAUCAGACACAGAAAUCGUCUGUGCCUCACUGGUCGGAAUGGACGGGUUCUCCUUAAUUACCUACCUUCUUUGGCCGUAUUUUCGAACCAAUGCGCCAUUAAUGAAGCCAAAGAGCAUCAUGCACGACCCGGCUGAGAACACGACGCUCGUGAGGGCCCUGCUCGUGCCGAAAUGGGCCAGCAGGUGAGGAAAGAACACACCCUGGAGGGAACACACAACAAACAAAGGGGCUGUCCAGGCUGGCUGGCGUCGACAAGAAUUGGAGCGUGUUGUGUUUGUGCCUCACGAAGGUGUUGCGUGUUCCCUGCGCACCAUAGGCAGGUAGAAAAGGCAAACGAGUGAGGGAUGCUUCCCGUUUUCACUCCCACGGCCAGCUUACGAAUGUGCUGAAGUGUACGAGCCAGGAGGCGACCACCACCAUCGUUGCGAGGCUCCUGUCUUUGGCCAUUGUUGCGGAACGGGAACGCCGUUUUCCACUAGCUAGCUCGUCU